Molecule: messenger RNA, 1132 nt
Organism: Abrus precatorius (Indian licorice)
Lineage: Eukaryota; Viridiplantae; Streptophyta; Magnoliopsida; Fabales; Fabaceae
Product: NAC transcription factor 25-like
Exons: 3
Coding region: 1-1083 (360 amino acids)
Biological process (GO): system development; regulation of DNA-templated transcription
Molecular function (GO): DNA binding
Source: RefSeq, a predicted model, not a curated record
AUGGAUAGCACAGAUUCAUCAUCAGGGUCUCAACACCCACACCCACAUCUCCCUCCAGGGUUCCGGUUCCACCCUACCGACGAGGAACUCGUCGUUCACUACCUCAAGAGAAAAGCUGCAUCUGCACGCCUUCCCGUAGCCAUCAUCGCCGAGGUUGAUCUCUACAAGUUCGACCCUUGGGAGCUCCCAAGUAAAGCAACGUUUGGUGAGCAAGAGUGGUACUUUUUCAGCCCAAGGGAUCGGAAAUACCCAAAUGGGGCCAGGCCCAAUAGGGCUGCUAUUUCUGGGUAUUGGAAGGCCACUGGAACUGACAAGCCUAUUCUAGCAUCUGAUGGGCACCAAAAAGUUGGAGUCAAGAAAGCACUUGUUUUCUAUGGUGGGAAGCCUCCAAAAGGGGUUAAAACUAAUUGGAUUAUGCAUGAGUAUAGGCUUGCUAAUGAUUCCUUUAAUUCUAGCUCAAAACCUCCUCCUCUUGCUGCUGAUCAUCGUCCAAACAAUAACAAGAAAAAUUCCCUAAGGCUUGACGAUUGGGUUUUAUGCCGAAUAUACAAGAAAAGCAAUACUAGCACUUUACCAAGGCCACCCCUUAUGGAGCAUGAAGAGGAACUUUCAAUGGAGAACAUGCUACCCACGAUGUCAACUUUGUCAAUGGCUAAUAAUACGCAAAACUCUAAACCCCCAUCUUCGAGAAACGCAAGUUAUGGACCACUAGGACUUGAAAAUGAUGACAACUUUUUUGAUGGAAUCCUAGCCGCUGAUCAGAGCAUGCAAAACGGUUCUGAUUCUCACCUAGUCUCUCCCAACUCAAAGGGUAAUAAUAACAAUACUAGUAACUUCCCUAUGAAACGUGCACUAUCAUCCCAGCUUUGGAACGAGACAGGAUCUCCAGGGUCUUCUUCUUCAAGUAAGCGAUUCCAUGGUGAUCUUAAUAGUGGAAGCAGCACCGUUGAAGAAAACAAUUCCUUUGUUUCUCUGCUUAGCCAGAUUCCUCAAAACGCAACGUUACAUCCAAACGCGAUUCUUGGGUCAGUUGAUGGUGCACUGAGGCAACAGUUUCAACUUCCGGGAAUAAAUUGGAACUGAUUAAUAGUAUGGUUUAGCUUAGUUUACACACACACACCUCUGAUCUUAA